Arabidopsis lyrata subsp. lyrata is the source of this 2066-nucleotide messenger RNA. Its product is annotated as putative F-box protein At3g58820. The record is from RefSeq and is a predicted model, not a curated record. NCBI's taxonomy places the organism in Eukaryota, Viridiplantae, Streptophyta, Magnoliopsida, Brassicales, Brassicaceae. Gene Ontology annotation, molecular function: protein binding.
AGCCCAUAGGCCAUAGGCAAAUCAGUCCUGGUUGUGGUUGGUUUACCGAAUUAAACCGGAGAACUGUAAAAAACCGGCCGAUAAAAUAGAAACAACAUUCUUUAACUUUCACACAAGAAUCCGAGUCUCCGCCUUCACCGCCUUCCAUUCUAAACCCUCAAUUUACUCCUCCGCCACCAUCUUCCGUCGCCUCAGCGAGAUUUUGCAAGUUGGUUACUUGCUGGGCGCUUUUUCUACUGCUGCCUUCCUCUCCAAUUGGAUAUUUGAGCUUCUCCAAUGCAUUUUCAUGUCUUUUUUCCAUAUAUAUAUGUUCAGCAAUCUCUUCUGACUAGACACAUUCACUAAAUUUGGGUGUUGAGAUUGGCGUAUGUAACUAGAGAAGAUGGAUCGUGUUAGCAGCCUACCAAACGAGCUUCUUUGUCAUAUAUUGUCCUUCCUUACCACAAAGGAGGCUGCUUUGACUUCGAUUCUCUCCAAGAGGUGGCGCAAUCUCCUUGCAUUUGUCCCUUAUCUCUACAUUGAUGACUCUGUCUUUCUCCAUCCUGAAGAGGGUAAGCGGGAUAGGCCCGAAAUUAUACAGAGCUUCAUGGAUUUUGUGGAUAGAAUUUUGGCUUUGCAGGGUGAUUCUCCCAUUAAGAAAUGCUCCCUCAAGUGUUUAAGUGAGGUUGAUUCAGUUCGUGUAGAUGGUUGGAUAAGUAAUGUGCUGGCGCGUGGUGUUUCCGACCUUGAUCUAUUAAUCAUUUUGGAUAUGGAUGGAGAUGAUAAAUAUCGGCUGUCUCCAAAAUAUUUCGAGAGCAGUACACUAGUUAAGCUGAAAAUAGGCUGUGGAAUUGAGAUUGAUUGGUUGGCUGGGAGCAUUUUCUUACCUAUGCUUAAAACUCUCGUUAUUGAUUCAGCUCGGGUUAAUAAGUUUGAGAUUCUUCUAGAUGCUUUGCCUGCACUUGAGGAAUUAGUCCUGGUUGACGUAAUCUGGAAAGAUGUGAACGUAUCAAGUGCAAGCCUCAAGACCCUAACAAUAAAGGACAGCGAUUGUUUAGGCAUUUUAUCAUUUGAUACACCGAGUCUCGUUUACUUUAAGUACACUACUUUUGUUGCAACGGAUUAUCCAGUAGUUAAUAUGAAAAACUUAUGUGAUGCUCAAAUUAACUUCUUAUUAACUGAAGAGCAACUCCAGCGAGCUAGAGAACCAGAUGAUGAUGGUCAUUGGUUCGACCAAGACAUUGCUCUCGGUUAUAGUAAUGUGUGGAAACUCUUUCAUGGCAUACAAAAUGUUCAGUAUCUGGACUUGUUUCCGAAUACUCUCGAGGUGCUUGCUCUAUGCUGUGAAUCGACAGUGUUCAAAAUCCUCAAAUCGUUAGCUAUUAAGAGUAACAUGAAUAGAGGAUGGCAAGCAAUGCCAGUUCUACUCAAGAAUUGUCCACAUUUAGAAACUCUAGUCAUUGAUGGUCUCUUUCACCAUGUCACAGAUAAAUGUGGGGAUGCUUGUGAUUGCAUUUCUCGGGAGGAAAAAGGUCAUUCGCUCACAUCUUGUCCAGUAAAGAAGUUAGAGAUUCAAGGGUUUAGAGGAACAAUGAAAGAGAUGACAAUGAUAAAGCAUUUCUUGGACCAUUUUCCGUGUUUGAAGGAGAUGGAGAUUUAUGUUGAAGAGAAUGAUCCUACAGAGCUUAGAUUCCCUGAAGUGUCUAAAGUUAUCAAGCAGAUGAUGGAAGAAUUCAACAAGUUAUCGAGUUGCAAUGUCCAGCUCCUUGUGAGUGAUUACUUGUGUAAGAAGUGGACCGCAAAAGGAAGAAUUCUCUGAAGGACAAAACUUGCUCAUAGUUUUGCCAAAGUCCCUUUGAAAUUUGACUUCCGUUCUUGUUUAUUAGCUGGCGUGAAAACCGUUUCAAACCAAACCAAACUAAUCCCAAAACCUUAGUUUCUUCUUCUCUUAUGUUUAACUGAUUUACUAGACAUUUUGUUUCCUAACAUUAUCUUCUUUUUAUGCAAAUGUUUCGGGUCAUUUACCAUGGUUUAAGCUUAAUGUAGGUACACUUUAUAAGUUUAAUUUGCAAAAGACAACUUUUUCA